UGUUUUCUUAUUCGUAAAUUCCAUUUCCCCUUUGAUUCUGUCAUUUCCAUUGCCAUAAUCUCUCUCUGUAUAUAUAUAUAUAUAUAUAUAUAGCUGUUCUUAACUCUGAAAGUUUCACAACUAUUGAAUUGAAUUGUGUAUUUGGGUAUUCGAAGGAAUCGAAUUUGAAUCGAGAAGAUGGAUUCAAAUUCUUCAAUACCCACUUGUCAAUCGGAAGAACGGAAGCCGGAGGAGUCAGAAACCAAAGAAAUGGUGCACAAGACAAAGGUUAUUCAAUUCUUGGGCCGAACAACACCCAUCAUUCUCCAGAACGACAAUGGACCUUGUCCACUUCUCGCUAUCUGUAAUGUACUAUUGUUGAAGAACAACUUGAGCUUGAGUCCUGAUUUUCCUGAGGUUUCACAGGAGAAAUUGCUUUCUCUCGUUGCUGAGCGGCUGAUAGAUUCAAACAGUAAUGUCAAUGACAAAGAUGCUGGAUAUGUUGAAAAUCAGCAACAGAAUAUUGCUGAUGCAAUUGAUUUGCUUCCUAGACUUGCGACUGGCAUUGAUGUAAAUAUAAAAUUCAGGAGAAUUGAUGACUUUGAAUUCACUCGUGAAUGUGCAAUAUUUGAUCUUCUGGAUAUUCCACUUUAUCACGGUUGGAUAGUUGAUCCACAGGACCAUGAUACAGUAAAUGCAAUUGGAUCAAAGUCUUACAACACCUUGAUGGGGGAGCUUGUUUCCCUUGAUACCCAAAAUAUGGAAACGGAGCAUAAAAAAAGUUCUGAAGAUGACGAUGUUGAUUUUGCUGCUGCUACAACUGCAGCACUAGGGGUACCUUCUCCAUGCCUCUCAAGAGGGAGAUCAUUUGAUGAUUCUCCUGUUUCUAUUACAGAUCACUAUACAGCUAGAAAAGGAGAUAUUGAAGAAGAAGCAGAGCUGUUGAAAGCCCUUCAAUUAUCUGAGGCUGGAAUAGCAACUUCAUCAGUAGAAGCCGAUGGACUGAAUUCUGUAGGUGAGAUAGCAAAUCUGAAGUGUCCAGAGCCAGUGGUUCUUAACAAGACAUCAGAAGUAAAUGCUAAUGAGACACAACCAGUUGUGCAGCAUGAAGCAUUGAUAUCCACAGAAGAAUUAGUAUCGAACGCUAACAAAAUAUCUGGUGACGGCAAUCCAAAUAGUUUCCAAUUGGUCUCCGAAGUAGCUGUUAGUUCCUCCCUGAAAAUUGAUCAGGAAACCCCUACCCAAGAUCUUGGAAAUGCAAAACUGCUGGCUGAAAAUGAGAGUCUGCCUCUUGAGUCAGGAAGAGUUUCUUCAUCUGCCUGUGAAAAUCAUGAGCAGAUAUCUGGAGGUAUGAAUGACAUUCAGGGAACAGCCGUUAUUCCUGGAGAUGGGAAUGCAGCCGAGCCCAAUCAAGUUGGUUGUGGUGCAUUUGAUUCAUCUAGUUCCUCUAUACCAUCUGCAGCUCCAGGUUCAUCAGGUGGCAGACAUGACACAGAUGAACCUAAAACCUUUAAUUCUUCCAUAGAUGGCGACGAACCCAUUUAUGAAGGAGAGGAUUGCAUAUUGGAGUCAGCAACCACAAGUUACCAAAGUCGAGAGCCUAUGUAUGAAGGCGAGGUGGUUCUUGCUGAACAAGUGAAUGGAGGCAGUAGAGAUGUGCAUGAGACAAUUGUGAAGGAUGAGAUCACACAGAAAGAAGGGGAACUGGUGAGGAACUUUCUGAAGAACAGUGCAAGUCAGUUAACAAUCUUCGGAUUAUUUUCCUUGCAAGAGGGUUUGAAAGAAAGAGAACUUUGUGUUUUCUUCAGGAAUAAUCAUUUCAAUACUAUGUUUAAGUUUGAAGGCGAACUAUAUAUUUUGGCCACUGACCAAGGAUUUAUAAAUCAGCCUGAUUUGGUAUGGGAAAAAUUCAAUGAGGUGAAUGGAGACACGAUAUAUGUGACUGGCAACUUCAAGGAGUUCAAGGUAGAAGAUAAUGCCAACACCACAUGGGAUCAACAGAGUGCUAUGUCCAGUACUGCGAACUUCCUGGCAAGCAUGGAGAAAGAACAAGGACAUCCAACUUUCAAUUCUGAUUUACAAUUGGCAAUAGCUCUCCAGCAACAGGAAUUUGAGCAACAACAACAGGCACCACAGAGAAAUCAGAACCCCCAGCAACCCGCUGUAAAUGGUGGGUCAAGGUUGAUUACUGGUCCUCAGGUACCAAGGACCAGCACGAGACCUAUGUCUUCGUCCCCCAGGCCGGAUCCAAAGUCAUCAAAAGACAAGUGUAUUGUGAUGUAAAAGACUGCACUCUCAAGUGUGUUUGUGAAGUAGCAAACGUAUCUUUUGUCUUCCUACUCACUCUGGUGUUAACUGAAGUAACAAACGUAUUGAUUCAAGUUACAGUUUCAACUUUUUUUUUGUUGUACAGAACGUAUAUAGCAAGGAAAUUCUGGUUUAAGACUAGUCAAGAACUUUCUAACAUUUGCUUACAUGUUGCACUCUCUAUUUAAUCAACUGCGUACAUAUUUUCUCUUGAAUUUGCAAAUAUGUGUCUGUAACCCCAUACAUUGCUAGAAAAAAUGCUGCUUUUCCAUCCGAGAA
Molecule: messenger RNA, 2565 nt
Organism: Solanum dulcamara
Lineage: Eukaryota; Viridiplantae; Streptophyta; Magnoliopsida; Solanales; Solanaceae
Exons: 12
Coding region: 178-2262 (694 amino acids)
Biological process (GO): protein K48-linked deubiquitination
Cellular component (GO): cell periphery; cytosol
Molecular function (GO): cysteine-type deubiquitinase activity; cysteine-type carboxypeptidase activity; K48-linked deubiquitinase activity
Source: RefSeq, a predicted model, not a curated record